AUGGACAUCAAGUUUUGCAAGACCAACCUUCUCAUUGAGCACAAGGAGUUGGAUGGGAGAUUCCAAUUCAAGUUCACACAUCCAUUGGCUGGACCCUCCAAGCUUCUCCUGCCCAACCCAGAGCUCACCACAGUUAGGGGUGAGAACAUUGACUUCAGACCCCCUGUGAAUGCGGAUUUGGGUGAGCCUGAGUGCUAUUACUUUGAGGAGUAUGAGGCUCCAAGGAUGAACCCCUCUGUUGUGGCUGCCCACAAGAGGAUUGGACUUCUCCAAAAGUUCAACAAAUGGCAAGGGAAAGCCAUUGGAAAGAUGCAAAAGUCCAUGGACAAGAUGGUGAGCAAGAUCAAAAGUUUGGAGAAGAAGGUUUCUGGUUCUUCAAGCAAGAAGAAGAAGUCCAAGGCCCCCACAUUCCCUAGGAGUAGAUCACUCCUCACCACUCCAAGGAGGCUCCCUGCCCAAGAGCCUCACAGAGCCUCUUCUUUCGAGCCAAGGGAAGGAGAAGACAACACGCAGAGAAGGAGGAAGACUUCCAAGGCCAGACGCUCCAGCUCGACCACCGGACUCGAUCGAGUCCAAACAGAGGAAACUCAACUCGAUCGAGCUGACGGUCGAGUUGACCUGGAGGAGCCCCAGUUCGAGGAUCCGGGAUUUGAGUACGAUCCCAGCCUUACCAGGAGCCUCCCCGGAGUAGAUGGAACCCCUAUGGACAGUUCGAGCUACCAAUGCUCCACCAAGGCCAAGGAGCCACACACUUUGAGAUGA
Microthlaspi erraticum is the source of this 762-nucleotide messenger RNA. The record is from the annotation of a GenBank genome assembly. Lineage: Eukaryota; Viridiplantae; Streptophyta; Magnoliopsida; Brassicales; Brassicaceae.